Chlamydomonas reinhardtii is the source of this 2635-nucleotide messenger RNA. RefSeq lists its product as uncharacterized. Gene Ontology annotation, molecular function: adenine phosphoribosyltransferase activity. The transcript is spliced from 7 exons. NCBI's taxonomy places the organism in Eukaryota, Viridiplantae, Chlorophyta, Chlorophyceae, Chlamydomonadales, Chlamydomonadaceae. The coding region runs from base 218 to 2464 and encodes 748 amino acids. The record is from RefSeq and is a predicted model, not a curated record. Gene Ontology annotation, cellular component: cytosol.
GUCACUUGCCGAUAUCCUGCAAUUGCGCAAAAGUGCUACGUCAGCCAGCAGUGCAGUUGCCUGUCGGCACAGCUUCGUCAAAGCUGCCAAGUUGCCAUCCGCUGGCUGGCAAGCUAGCUAGCUCUGCUCUCUGCGUUUGGCAACAUCCGGUGGGAGCAGGACAAGAGGGGCUACUACACCACUGCAGCAGGCGCAGCGGCUCGCGGUGAAAGAAGCCAUGGGCAACAGACAGUCUAAGCAGCCGCUGUCCGCCGCAGCACCACCGCCGUUUCACCGGCCCUGCAGCAGCUCCCCGGCAGGCCCGCCGCCCACAUCCUCCUCUACUGCCGCAACCACUACUGCCGCCAUGGCCGCCGCCAGUGCCACUGCCGGCGGCGACCGCGGCAGCCUGCCGCUCCCGCGCUGGGUGGUCAUUGUGAGCGGGCGCCGCGGGGCCGGCAAGGACUUUCUGGCGGCAGCCAUUGCCGCCGAGGCCGCCGCCCAGCAGCAGGCAGCCGCCGCAGCGGCAGCGGCAGCGGCAGCGACGGCAGCCGAAACCGCACACGCGGCGGGAGCUGCAAACGCGGCGGCUAAUCCUGCGGUCUGCUGCCCUACUACUGGUGACAGCAGCAGCGGCGGCGGCAGUAGCAGCGCCGGUGUGCCUCCUGCCCCAGUGGUGGUGGAGGUGUCGGUCCGCAGCAUCAGCGAGGCAACCAAGAGGCGCUACGCCGCCGCCACGGGGGCGGAUGUGGGGCUGCUGCUGGGCGAGGGCGCGGCGGCGCGCGCCUACAAGGAGGGCCACAGGGCGCGGCUGCUCGCCUUCCACGAGGCCCAGGUGGCGGAGCAGGGCCCGGGCCUGCUGCUGAGCGGCUUUCUGGAGCUGGUGCGGGCCGCCGGCAGUAGCAGCGGCAGUAGCAGCAGUCGCACUGGAGGCAGCGGCAGUGGCAGUAGCGGGGCAGCUGCGCCGCCGCCGCCGCCGCCGCGCCUGCUGGUUGUGACGGGCAUGCGGGAGGUUGAGCUGCUGGACCUGCCGCGGCGCUGUGAGCUGGAGCAGCUGCUGCCGGGCACACAGGUGCUGACGGUGCUGGUGGCCGCCAGUGCGGCCGCCAAGGCGCGGCGCACGCCCGGCUGGCGGCCCUGCGAGCAGCUGGACGCCCACCCCAGCGAGGCGGCGCUGGAGGCGGCGCCGCGCUGCGCCUGGGGCGCCGUGUUUGAGAACGAGGGCGACGGCGAGGCGGUGGCGCGGGCCUGGGUGCGGCGCGUGCUGCUGCCGCUACUGCGGGGCCUGGUGCCGCCGGCGCAGCAGCAGGAGCAGGGGAAGGAGAAGGAGCAGGAGCAGGGGAAGAAGCAGGGGAAGGAGAAGGAGCAAGAGCAGGCCACUACUGCGGCUACUGCCGUUACGACGACUACUGCUCCUGCUACUGCUGCUGCCACUCCUGCUGCUACUGCUGUUGCUGCGGGCGGUCCGCCUCACAGCUGCAGCUCCCAGCAGGAGGAUCAGGGCACGGCGGCGGCAAAGGAGGAUGAGGACGAGGAGCAGGUGGGGGCCGAGGAGCAGGAGAUGCUGCAGCGGCUCAGGGCUCUGGUGCCGUGCGUACCCGACUUCCCAUCCCCGGGCAUCACGUUCCGGAACCUGCUCCACCUCCGGGGGGACGGACUGGCGCUGUGCACGCAGCUGAUGGCGGCCCGGCUGCGGCGGCAGCUCGGGGUGGGGCAGCAGGAGCAGGAGCAGCAGCAGCAGCAGUUGGGGGCGGACGGGGCGGGCUGCCCUGCAGGCUGCUGCCACAUCGACGCGGUGGUGGGCGUGGAGGCGGGCGGCUGGGUGUUUGCCGGCGCCCUGGCCGCACACCUGCGAGUGCCGCUCGUGCCACUGCGCAAGCGGCGCGGCGCCCUCCCGCCCUCCGGUGCUGGCGCUGACCCCGCCGCCGCUGCCGCUGCUAGCAGCACCCCAGCCGUCUCCGCCUUGCCGCCACCGCUGCUGCUCUCGCCGCCCUACGGCGGAUCCUUCAUUCGGCGCCAGGCCGCCGCCGCCGCCGCCGCUGUUGCGACUACCGGAACGCAGGCGGCGGCGCCUGCCACCGCUGCGCAUGCCGCGGAUGCUGACGGCUUCGUGGAUGUGGCUACCGACGUCGUCUCCUCCUGCCACCAACACCCCCAGCCCCAUCCGCACCCCCAGCCCCAACAGCCCCAGCCCCAACAGCCCCAACAGCCCCAGCAGCCGCAGCAGUGGCUGGAGCUGUGGGCCCCCGCACUGCCGCUCGCCGCCGUCGCCGCCGGCCGCCGCCGCUGGCGGGUGGUGGUGGUGGACGACUUGCUCGCCUCGGGUGCCACACUGGCGGCGGCGGUGCAGCUGGUGCGGGCGGCGGGGGUGGUGGUGGCGGCGGCGGCGGUGGCGGCGGAGCUGCCGUCACACGGCGGGCGGGCGGCGCUGGCGGGGCUGGGGGUGGGCCGGGUGGUGUCGGUGCUGCAGUAUGAGGGGCUGUGAGGGGCGGGGCUGUGAGAGGGGGGCUGUGAGGGGGAGGCGGCCGUGGCUGCUGUGUAGUGUGCAGUGCAGGAGGGAGGGUACCGAGCAUGUGUCUUCAAGUCAAGGGCUGUGAGGGUACGUGCUGCCGCGCUGGUCAAAGUAGGAAGCGUGUGCAGUCUAUUAUCAGGUUCC